This is a messenger RNA of Mercurialis annua (annual mercury), 3735 nucleotides long. Its product is annotated as FT-interacting protein 7. The transcript has a single exon. Lineage: Eukaryota; Viridiplantae; Streptophyta; Magnoliopsida; Malpighiales; Euphorbiaceae. The coding region runs from base 351 to 3464 and encodes 1037 amino acids. The record is from RefSeq and is a predicted model, not a curated record.
GUGUGAGAUAUGAAAAAGAUGGAAAAUGAAGAAAGAAAUAGUAAAAAAUGAUCACUAAAAGACUAUUGUUUUCUCACUAUCUCCCUCUCUCUUUCUCUAAAUAACACACAUGUACCCAUCAGAAAUGAAUCUCCCACUUCACCUUUAAAUUCAAUAUUCAAUAUUCAAUAUUCAAUAUUAAUUUUCAUAUUGUUUCUCUCUUCUUACUCCAAAAUGACCACCACAUCUUCACUCUUCCUCUUCUUCUGCUUUAAUCUUACUCUUUCCUCUACCCACCACUCCAUUUCUUCAUUCUCUUUUUCCCUUUAACUCUCAAAUUCUUCAAUCCUCAACACAAUUUCUCACACACCAUGGCCAAGUUAAUAGUACAAAUUCUUGGUGCAACUGAUCUUAUGCCUAAAGAUGGCCAAGGUUCUUGUAAUCCUUUUGUACAAGUCGACUUUGAUGAGCAAAGACAGAGAACACACACCAAGAUUAGAGACCUUAAUCCAAGCUGGAAUGGUGAGGAGCUGGUCUUUAAUGUUGGAAACCAAAGAGAUCUUUCUGGCAAAACUAUUGAGGUUGUUGUUUAUCAUGAGAGACAAGGUCAUGAUACUUCUGGUCAUGACAAGAAUUUUCUUGGUCGUGUUAGAAUUUCUGGUGAUUCUGUGUCUUUGUCUGAAUCUGAAGCUAGUAUUCACAGAUAUCCACUUGAAAAACGUGGACUGUUUUCUAAUAUUAAAGGCGAUAUAGCUCUCAAGAUUUUUGCUCUUCUUGAUGGUAAUGCUCAUAAUUACUUUUCUUCUCCUCCUCCCUCUGUUUCUCAUCAUUUUCAACAGCCAAAAAAUGCUGUUAAUUAUGAAAACGAAGCUAUUCCUCUUCAAGAAAUCAGUACCAACAAGCUUGAACAUGAUUUUCUCGAGAAAAAGAGCAAGAAAAAGAAGGAAAAAGAAGUCAGGACUUUUCACUCUCUAGGAACUGCAGCUGGUGGAGGUUCUGCUCAUCAUCAUCAGAAUCCUGCUCCUGCUCCUGCUCCGGCUAUGUCCUCCGGAUUUGGAUUCGGGUUCGGGUCCCAGACUCAUGUAAUGAAAGAAAAAACGCCUACAGUUGAGGCAAGAACUGACUAUGCUAGAGCAGGGCCAGCUACUGUAAUGCAUAUGCAAGUUCCUAAGCAGAAUCCAGAGUUCUUACUGGUGGAGACUCGUCCGCCGUUGGCCGCCCGUAUGCGAUACAGAGGCGGAGACAAGACGAUGAGUACUUAUGAUUUGGUUGAGCAGAUGCAUUAUUUGUAUGUGAGUGUGGUUAAAGCUAGAGAUCUUCCAGUUAUGGAUGUUACUGGAAGUGUUGAUCCAUAUGUGGAAGUGAAGCUUGGGAAUUAUAAAGGCAGAACUAAACACUUGGAGAAGAAUCAAAAUCCUAUGUGGAAUCAAAUUUUUGCAUUCUCCAAGGAUAGAUUGCAGGCUAAUUUGCUUGAAGUUACUGUAAAAGAUAAGGAUUUUGUUAAGGAUGAUUUUGUCGGUAGAAUUAUGUUCGAUCUGACCGAAGUUCCGCUUCGUGUUCCGCCGGAUAGUCCACUGGCUCCUCAAUGGUAUAAAAUGGAGGAUAAGAAGGGUGAUAAAACUAAGCAAGGGGAAAUUAUGCUUGCAGUUUGGAUGGGAACACAAGCUGAUGAAUCAUUUCCUGAAGCAUGGCAUAGUGAUGCUCAUGAUAUUGGUCAUACAAAUUUGGCUAAUACUAGAUCGAAGGUUUACUUUUCGCCGAAAUUGUAUUACCUUCGAGUUCAUGUUAUGGAAGCACAAGAUCUUUUCCCUUCCGACAAGGGUCGAGCACCUGAUGUGAUUGUGAAAGUUCAGCUAGGAAAUCAGGGAAGAGUGACUCGAGCUGCUCGGAGCAUUAAUCCGGCUUGGGGUGAAGAGCUUAUGUUUGUAGCGUCGGAGCCUUUCGAGGAUUACAUAAUUGUGUCUGUUGAGGAUAAGGUUGGACCCGGGAAGGAUGAGAUCAUGGGAAGAGUGAUUAUACCGGUUAGAGAUGUUCCGCCGAGGAGAGACACUGCGAAACUCCCGGAUCCUCGCUGGUUCAAUCUCCUGAAACCUUCAUUGGCGGUAGAGGAAGGUGCAGAGAAGAAGAAAGAUAAAUUUUCUAGCAAGAUUCUGCUUUGUCUCUGUUUAGACACAGGGUAUCAUGUUCUUGACGAGUCUACUCAUUUCAGCAGUGAUCUACAGCCAUCCUCCAAGUUCCUCAGAAAGGAAAGAAUUGGAGUUCUUGAACUUGGGAUCUUAAGUGCAAGAAACUUGCUGCCCAUGAAGGGGAGGGACGGUCGGAAUACCGAUGCGUAUUCUGUAGCCAAAUAUGGUAACAAAUGGGUACGGACCAGAACACUUCUCGAUAAUCUGAAUCCUCGUUGGAACGAGCAGUAUACGUGGGAUGUUCAUGAUCCGUGCACUGUGAUCACCAUUGCCGUUUUCGAUAACUGCCAUAUUAAUGGAAGCAAGGAGGAUGCAAGGGAUCAGCGAAUCGGGAAGGUAAGAAUUAGGCUUUCGACUUUAGAAACUGAUCGCAUAUACACACAUUAUUACCCUCUGCUAGUUCUUACAUCCGGCGGAUUGAAAAAGCACGGGGAGAUUCAGUUGGCUUUGAGGUUCACCUGCACUGCUUGGGUGAAUCUGGUGGCACAAUAUAGCAGGCCACUGCUUCCCAAAAUGCAUUACAUUCAACCAAUAUCGGUUAGACACAUUGAUUGGCUUCGCCACCAAGCAAUGCAGAUAGUGUCUGCAAGACUAGGAAGAGCAGAGCCUCCUCUCCGGCGGGAAACUGUUGAGUACAUGUUGGAUGUGGAUUACCAUAUGUGGAGUCUGAGAAGAAGUAAAGCCAAUUUCGGCCGCAUAAUGUCGCUGCUUACCGGAAUUGCAGCUAUCUGUAAAUGGUUUAACGACAUCUGUACUUGGAGAAACCCGAUAACAACCUGUCUCGUGCACGUAUUGUUCUUGAUUCUGGUUUGCUAUCCAGAGUUGAUACUGCCCACUAUCUUCCUCUACCUGUUUGUGAUAGGGAUAUGGAACUAUAGGUUCAGGCCUAGGCACCCACCUCACAUGGACACUCGAAUUUCACAAGCGGACAAUGUGCACCCAGAUGAGCUCGACGAGGAAUUCGACACAUUCCCAACGACACGACCAGCAGAUAUCGUAAGAAUGAGAUACGAUAGGCUGAGAAGUGUUGCAGGCAGAGUACAGACAGUUGUUGGGGAUUUGGCGAGCCAAGGCGAAAGGGCGCAGGCAAUACUUAGCUGGCGUGAUUCAAGGGCGACAGCCAUAUUCAUAAUCUUUUCAUUGAUCUGGGCUGUAUUCAUAUACAUCACUCCGUUUCAGGUUGUGGCUGUACUGGUCGGACUCUACUUGUUGCGACAUCCCCGGUUCAGGAGCAAGAUGCCCUCUGUGCCUGUCAACUUCUUCAAGAGAUUACCAUCCAAAUCAGAUAUGCUUUUAUGAGCUGCAAUGCAAAUUACUGUCAGUAAAACAUUUAUUUGGUUUAUUUAUUGUCUAGUUGAGAAAGUAAAUAAAUAGUUGGCCACUAUCGAACAAAGGACAGCGACAACGUACGUUUCUCCAACGAGCAACCAUCCUGCAAAAGAAUCUCACUUUUUAGAAUAUGCAUAUCAUACCUUUUUGAAUCUCAUAUAUUGAACCCCACCAUUCUUUUUGGCUCUGUAUUCUAUAUUCUGUAAUCUUGAUGAGCAAUAAUAUUCUGCAUUUGCACAAA